AUGCCUCCAACUACAAUGCGUGCGGUCGUCCUCAAGGGUGAUUUCGAGGUUGCCGUCGAAGAUCGUCCAUACCCAAAACUUCAGAAACCGACCGACGCCGUUCUCAAAGUCACGUCUACGGCUCUAUGUGGCUCCGACCUCCACUUCUACCGCGGCCACCUCAAAUGCCCGCCGAACUUCAUCUGUGGGCACGAGUUCGUCGGCACCGUCGUGGAAAAGGGCGACCAGGUCACCAACUUUGCGGUGGGUGACCACGUCGUCGUCCCCUUUUACACGGCGUGCCAGGAGUGUUAUUAUUGCGUCCGGGGCCAGGCGAGUCGGUGUUCCAAGGGUGAAUUGUUCGGCAACAGCGUCCCGGCCAACGCCAUCGACGGUGGUCAGGCAGAGUACGUCCGGGUACCACUGGCCGACAGUACUCUGUUCAAGACCCCGAAAGGAAUCCCCGAAGAGAUGCUGGUGUUGAUGGCCGACAUUUUCCCCACCGGGUACUUUGCGGCGUCUCGCUUCCUCAAGAAUUUGUCUCAACGAGACCGGGACGAAUUCACCACCGUGGUGAUCGGUUGUGGUCCCGUGGGCAUCUGCGCCAUCACGUGCGCCCUCACCAUGGUCAAGACCGUCUACGCCAUCGAUUCGGUUCCCGAGAGGCUCGAAGAAGCACGCAAGAUCGGAGCCAUCCCGAUCAACCUCAACGACAAUCCGGUGGACAAGAUCAAAGCCGCCAGUGGAGGUCGAGGGGCCGACGUGGUCCUCGAGAUCGUGGGUCACACCGACGCCUUCAUGUUGGCCUUCGACUUGAUCCGACCUUGGGGCCAGAUCAGUUCCGUCGGGGUCCACACCGAACAACUGCCCCUGAACGGUUUGCUGUGUUACGGCAAGAACGUCACCAUGUCCUUCGGGAGGUGUCCGGUCCGCAGCAUCUUCGAGGAAGCCUUGGAGGUUUUGGUCAAGGAACAGAAAAAGGUGGCCUUUUUGUGCGGCAAGACCAUGUCACUGGAGGACGCCCCCCAGGCUUACAAGGACUUCGAGGCGAGAAAGGUCCACAAGAUCGUCUUCAAAAUGUCCGGGGACAAGGCCGGGGAGAGUAUAGCCGACAAGGUAUAAGGUUUUGGUGGUUUGGUCUUUUUUUUUG
Messenger RNA from Exophiala oligosperma, 1129 nucleotides. RefSeq lists its product as uncharacterized. Gene Ontology annotation, molecular function: zinc ion binding; oxidoreductase activity. The record is from RefSeq and is a predicted model, not a curated record. The coding region runs from base 1 to 1101 and encodes 366 amino acids. Lineage: Eukaryota; Fungi; Ascomycota; Eurotiomycetes; Chaetothyriales; Herpotrichiellaceae. The transcript is spliced from 4 exons.